CCAGACACUGCCACCUACAGGAAGUGAUGUCGGUGGAGGAGCCACUUCCGGUUCCUGCACGUUGCAGCACAAAUGAGCUCCCGAUAGAAAGCGAGCGGCGGAUUGGAUCGGAAGCUGAGCUGUUAGGGGUCCUGCGCAGGAGGAAAGCGUGGACACCAUGAGCGAUAUCCGGCAUUCUCUUCUGCGCCGGGACGUGCUCAGUGCUGCCAAGGAGGUGCUCUACCACCUGGAUAUCUACUUUAGCAGCCAGCUUCAGAAUGCCCCUGUGCCUCUGGUAGAGAAGGGUCCUAUAGAGCUGUUUGAGGAAUUCAUCUUUCAGGUUCCAAAAGAUCGGGGCUCUCACCCUAAGCGAUUCAGUGCCUUGCAAGAGCUUCAGCUGCUGGAGAUCCUCUGCAACUACUUCCAAGAACAGAACAAGGAGGCUGUGCGUCAAGUCAUCUUCUCCUCACUCUUUAGCCCACAAGGCAAUAAGGCCGAUGAUCAGCGUAUGGUGCUGCUGGGCAAGCUGACAUCUAUGUCUGUGGCAGUGUGCAGGCUGCCUGUGCUGGAGUGUGCUGCAUCUUGGUUGCAGCGCACCCCGGCUGUAUAUUGUGUUCGGUUGGCUAAGGCCCUGGUGGAUGAUUACUGUGGCCUGGUACCCGGCUCAGUCCAGACGCUCAAACACAUCAUAAGUGUCAGUCCUCGCUUCUGUUGCCAGUUCAUCACUGCAGUGGUUACUCUCUAUGAUAUGUCCAGCGAGGAGCUUCUGCCCCCUCAUAAUCUCCUGGAGAUGAUUGUUUCAUGGAUCUUUGAUGACCCUAGGCUUAUACUGAUCACUUUCCUCAAUACUCCCAUUACUGCCAAUCUGCCGCUCGGCUUCUUAGACUUUUCUCCUCUCAUGGGCCUGGUACGGUGGUGUGUGACAGCUCCCCUGGCAUACACACGCAAACAGAAGGCAGCAGGGGGGCAGCUGUCCGUGGAUAGCCAAGGCCUUUACUCCAAGUUGCAUCUGAGUGUGUUACAAGGUCUCAUGGUCCUUCAGACUCACCUGACAGAAAAAAGCCUUUAUGGAAGGCUGGGACUCUUUUCUUUUGACCAGCUUGUGCCUCUGGUGGAGGAAUUGGGACAGUUGUGUGAUGAGCUUAACCCAUUAAAUGCAGAGCAGGAGAUGGAAUUAGCACUAGAUAGGCUUGCUCAGGCUCUGCAGGUUUCCAUGGCGACAGGGGCUUUACUGUGUGCCCGAGAUGAUCUCCGAACAUUGUGCGCUAGACUCCCCCAUAACAACCUUAUGCAGUUGGUGAUCUCUGGUCCUGUUCAGCCUCAGCCAGCUCACCCGUCUCUAACCCCAGGCUAUUACCCCCACAUUCAUACUCCACCCCUGGGCUAUCCCUCUCUGCCCGCUCAUCCAGCUCUACCCGCUCAUACUCCACUUCCUACACAUCCUGUGGUGCCCGCUAUCCCGGCCAUUCCUGGGCACCCUGUGCAGACUUUCAUUCCAGGGAUGGCCUUUCCGUUCAGGCCUAUGCGCUGAGUUACCAGAACUGCAACAGAAUAAGACUUUUACCUUUGCACUGCUAAUAAAGAUGCCAUGCAGAAAGCCA
Xenopus laevis (African clawed frog) is the source of this 1580-nucleotide messenger RNA. RefSeq lists its product as uncharacterized. The transcript has 7 exons. NCBI's taxonomy places the organism in Eukaryota, Metazoa, Chordata, Amphibia, Anura, Pipidae. The record is from RefSeq and is a predicted model, not a curated record. Bases 158 to 1510 code for a protein of 450 amino acids.